Trifolium pratense (red clover) is the source of this 1256-nucleotide messenger RNA. RefSeq names its product histone H1-like. Gene Ontology annotation, biological process: negative regulation of DNA recombination; chromosome condensation; nucleosome assembly. The record is from RefSeq and is a predicted model, not a curated record. Gene Ontology annotation, molecular function: structural constituent of chromatin; nucleosomal DNA binding; double-stranded DNA binding. The coding region runs from base 74 to 1054 and encodes 326 amino acids. The transcript is spliced from 2 exons. Gene Ontology annotation, cellular component: nucleus; nucleosome. Lineage: Eukaryota; Viridiplantae; Streptophyta; Magnoliopsida; Fabales; Fabaceae.
ACACACACCUAAAAUUUCGUAGAUCCAUAAGCAUAUCCAUUCUCUUUUUUUCAUCAUUCUCAUUUUUCAAGCUAUGGCUUCUGAAGAACCCACCGUCACCGUCGAAGAAACCGCCGUCGUUGACGAAACUGCCGCCGUCGACACUUUACCUCCUGUCGUCAAUGAGUCUGACGAACCUGCUGCUGAUGAUGAUACCACCACCGCCGCCGCCGCCAAGCCGAAGAAAGCUGCUAAGGAGCCUAAGCCGAGGAAGCCAGCUGCUAAGACCGCUCGCACUCAUCCUCCUUACGAAGAGAUGGUGAAGGAUGCGAUUGUUACGUUGAAGGAGAAAAACGGUUCGAGUCAGUAUGCGAUUGCGAAGUUCAUUGAAGAGAAGCAUAAUCAGCUUCCAUCGAACUUCAAGAAGAUUUUACUUGUUCAGAUCAAGAAGCUUGUUGCUUCUGAUAAGCUUGUUAAGGUUAAAGGAUCUUACAAAUUACCACCUAAGUCAUCUGCUGCUAAACCAGCUGUUGCUGCUAAGCCUAAGUCAAAGCCCGCUGCUGCUAAGCCCAAGCCCAAGCCCAAGAAACCAACACCUAGGGCUUCUGCUCCUGUUAGUACUAAGAAAGCUAAGCCAGCUGCUAAGGCUAAGCCAGCUGCUAAAGCUAAGCCAGCUGCUAAGGCUAAGCCGGCUCCCAGACGUGCUGCUAUUGUGCAUCCUGCACCGGUGACGCUUUUGCCUCCCAAACGUAAGCCUAGGCCUGCUCCCAAGGCGAAGCCGGCAGCUAAGGCAAAACCUGCUCCCGCUAAGGCGAAACCUGCUCCCGCUAAGGUGAAAGCAGCUCCCGCUAAGGCAAAGCCUGCUACGAAGGCCAAGCCCGCUGCCAAGCCGGUGAAGGCUUCUCGGACUUCGACCAGGACAUCACCUGGGAGAAGAGCUGCUGCGGCAAAGCCUGCUGUGGUGAAGAAGGUUGCCACACCGGUGAAGAAGGCUGCUCCGGUGAAGAAGGCGGCGGUGAAGGCAAAAUCGCCAGCGAAGAAGGCAGCUCCGGCUAAGAGGGGGGGUAGAAAGUGAAUUGUGGAGGGGUGUUUAGGAAGCUAGUUGUUUGUAGCUUAGCUAGCUGUAAAUUUUUCCUUUGUUAUUCGGUGUAGUUGAGGUUUUACAGAUGUUGAUUUUAUUAAACUUUAAACUUUUAAAUUGUUGGGUACACAGUUUCUAGCUUGUAUUAUCUUGUUAUUGAUUCAAUAGUAAAUGAAAUGAAGCUAGAAAUUUUUUA